AUGAAGAGAGUUAAGAAAUCACGCAAAGCGUUGCAUAUCGCUCCACCGCGUAUGAAAUCGCGUCGAAAAGCUCGUCAAGUGACGACAAAGUUCCAUCGUUUAACGCACGAACUGGAUCGACUCAAGAAGCAAAAUCCCGUGGACGCAGAGCAGCAGCAGCAACGUCAUGACCGCAUUGCAGCAAUUAACAAACAAUUAGAAGAUCUUGGAGGUCGUCAGGCUUAUCAGGACGCCAGUAUUUUAAGCACAAGUUUCCACCGGACGUCCAAGUGGGUCUUUCAGCUCCUCACGAGCUUUGAAAUGCGACCAAAAGCCAAGCAGCAGCCGCUAAAGGUCUUGGAGGUCGGAGCCAUUAAUACGCAGCUACUUUCAUGUCCAUGGCUCGAUGUUCGAGCUAUUGAUCUUCAUUCAAGACACAAACAUAUUGAGCAGUGUGAUUUCUUCAGUCUCAAACCCACGGGAGAGUUCCACGUUGUCGUGUCAAGCAUGGUGCUUAAUUGCGUCCCGGGAGCUGACAAACGUGGCGAAAUGUUGCGGCUGUAUCGGGAGCACUUGAAAAAAGACGGACUGCUGUUUCUCAUGCUGCCAUUGUUGUGUCUACGUCACUCACAGUUCAUGACGUACGCACGAUUCACCAAGAUCCUAAUGGCUGUUGGAUUUCGAGUACGUGAGACUAAAGACUCACCCAAGGUCGCCUUCUUUUGCUUGGAACGGACUGAGACGAUGGACGAGACGGCUUCAUUUCCACAAAAGUUGUUGGUGCCCGGCGAUAAGCGCAACGACUUUAAUGUCGUCAUCUAG
Peronospora farinosa is the source of this 801-nucleotide messenger RNA. The record is from the annotation of a GenBank genome assembly. Lineage: Eukaryota; Oomycota; Peronosporomycetes; Peronosporales; Peronosporaceae.